Chiloscyllium plagiosum (whitespotted bambooshark) is the source of this 3195-nucleotide messenger RNA. Its product is annotated as gap junction alpha-4 protein-like. Gene Ontology annotation, biological process: cell-cell signaling. The record is from RefSeq and is a predicted model, not a curated record. Gene Ontology annotation, cellular component: connexin complex. Gene Ontology annotation, molecular function: gap junction channel activity. NCBI's taxonomy places the organism in Eukaryota, Metazoa, Chordata, Chondrichthyes, Orectolobiformes, Hemiscylliidae.
AAAAAAAAGAACAAUUCAACUUCUGAUUCCGCAACAUAGUUCAGAAGUGACGUUGGAGGAGCUUUCCCUUUAAAUGUUUCAACUCUGAGAAACGUUGCCCAGUGGAAGGGGACAAAUCCUGGAGCCCUGCUAUCGAGUUACAGCGUCCCGUGUCUUUUAUAAACUUACUCUUGGAGAGAGAUCAAAAAGAUGGGAGAUUGGAGUUUUUUGGAAAAGCUCCUCGAUGAAGUACAGGAACAUUCAACAGUCAUUGGCAAGAUCUGGCUCACUGUGCUCUUCAUAUUUCGGAUUCUGAUCCUGGGCACAGCAGCAGAGUAUGUGUGGGAUGAUGAGCAGUCGGAUUUUGAUUGCAAUACAGAACAACCAGGUUGUGAGAAUGUUUGCUAUGACAAGGCUUUUCCAAUCUCACACGUCCGCUACUGGGUGUUGCAAAUCCUCUUUGUGUCAACACCAACACUUAUCUACUUGGGCCAUGUGAUACACAUAUCAAGGCAGGAGGAAAAACUGAAGCAGCGAGAGGAGGCACUGAGGUCCCUGCAGAGCAAAGACAACCAAACUGAACGCAUUUUGAAAGAGAUUGAAAAAAAGAAGUUAAAGUAUGCCAUUGAUGAGAACGGAAAAGUUGAAAUUAGGGGAGCACUGAUGUGCACCUACACACUUAGCAUUAUCUUCAAGAUGACAUUUGAACUGAGCUUUCUACUUGGUCAAUGGUAUUUAUAUGGCUUUGUGAUGCCUGCCAUUUAUGUCUGUCAAAGAAUUCCCUGCCCACAUAAAGUAGAUUGCUUUAUAUCUCGCCCCACAGAGAAGACCAUUUUCAUUUUAUUUAUGUUUGUGGUAGGUCUAAUAUCAUUGCUGCUGAACUUUUUGGAAAUGUUCCACCUCAUUGGCAAAUGUAUUUUUAGAAGCCUUCAGAUGAACUCCAAGAAACAACUCUGUCCAAAAUUGUCUAAAUUUCCAGGAGCUGCCUACGUUGAAAAGGAGUCAAUACCAAUGGAGUACAUGUACCCAUCAGUGGAACAGAUUCAUGGACCUUACCAGAGCUGCAACAAGUCAUCUACUGAGCAGAAUUGGACAAAUUACACUACAGAACAAAUAUUAGCAGGCCAAAAGGUGAAUCCCACGUCACCAGGACAUUUGCCAUCAUAUAACUUCUUGACUGAUGUCCCUGAUAAAGUACACCAAAGCUCAGUUCAACAGCAAAGGCCUAUUAGUCCAGUCAGCAGUGUGAGCAGUCGGAGAAGGGACACUGAUGUUGCAAUCUAAGUUUGAAUGAAUAUCAAGUUUUAAACAAGCAAUAUUGAAGAAGAAUAAUUAUGUUUGACAAAUGAUUUUGCAGAACUUUCAGACAUAGUCUAUGAGCAAAGUUGUAUAAGUAUCCAAAAUGGAUUUCAACACAUUUGACAUGAUUUAGGUACCGUACUAAGAUGGAUGCCAUUGUGCCAAAUAAUGGACAAAUACAUGUCCCUUAGUCAAUCACUGUAUGAAGUUAUUAUUAAACUUGUAAUUUAUUUCCCACUUACUGUGAGAUUUCCUAUUUCCUGGUUGACAUUCUGUGGUCGAAGUAUGCCAUUGGACUGAAUGGAUCUUUUUAGAAGCCUCUCUUUGCUAUUUUGUGACUGAAAUGCUCAAGUGAGCUAAUGCCAGUGAUGUUGUGUAUGCAAGAAUGGGUUUGACUGAGUUGCUCUUGGAGUUCAUUUUUCUACUACCCACCCCUCAGCCCUCUCCCCAUUGCAUUAACGCAUAUAGAAUACUGAGCACUUCAAUCAAAUCAAGGGAAAACUCAAUCUUCUGUAAGGAUUUGUUAAUAAUUAAUAACAAAGCAGGUGAUAGUUAAUGACAUACAACACACUUAAUGAUUAAAGAGGCAUACUAAUUUAGGUUUAUUGAGAAAAAAACUACAAUUGAUGACAAAGAUAUAGUGUAUUCUGUAGAUGUUGUAACAACUAUGUAACUUAUAAUAUAGACAGACAUUUCAAAGCAAUGCACGUACAAGUCACUUUCAAUUAUUUUCACACACUUGACAAAAUAGUGGAUGCCAUGUAUUAAGGAUCAAGACAAUAGUUAAAGUGGAAGUUUCACAGACAUUAAAUAAAAAAGGGAUUACUGUAAAGUAAUUCAAAAACAAAACGUUGGAAUCUUUUAAUAAUUGAUCUUUCCCUUGUCCAAUCCCGAUCUGUCUGCCUAAGGGUCUACAGCGAUUAAUAUGACUAGCAUUGAGUCAAUGUUGCUUGAAGUCUUUCCCUAGAAUUCCAAAGAAUUGUUCUUGCUAUUUUGCUGCAUCCUGAUAUUGAAAUCAGAACUCCUUACAAUGAUUUCAUCCACACACAAACCAAAACAGUGGAACAUCUCAGCUUCUUGAGACUUCCUACUUCCUGCAUUUUUCACUAUUUUGCUCAUCAGCUGUAGCCAUCAAUUGCUGAGUUAUCUGAUUUCUUUUUAAUGUGGUGAUGCGCCAUACCAUAUUGAUUUCUCAACAGUAGGUUUUCAAAUCCUCACUAAAUAUGGGAGAUAUUCUAUUCUGUUACCUCAAAUUAGUGAUCUUGAAUAUCAUGGAAUAGAAUUGAAAGAAGGCAUUGAUAGCAUCAAACCAAAUUCCUUAAGAAAUUAACACAUCUUGUUCAUUAUUUAUAGCUUCACUUGCCACAUUAUUUCGAAUUGAAAAUGCUACCACAGUCCUGAAGUCUUCACUGGAAGUUCUAUGCUGAAGAUAUAUUGGCAGGUGUAGAAGCAAGUCGCACACCAGCACAUUUCACAGUCUUAUUGUUGGUUAAUGCUACUGCAUUGUUACCGAGCAUUGUAUUCUCCUCAAUUGAUACUCCAUGAGCAAUCUAAAGCACAAUUGACAGAAACAAAUGAUGUAAACUCCAAUGGCCAACCUCAAAGAGUGAAGGACCAUGAAAAAGGACAUCAAGAAUUAAAAGCAGCUGUGAGUGUGAUCAUUCUUUUGGAAUCUGAGCUCACACUUGAGAAAGUUGCUCGUGACCUUCCUGAAGUAAAUUUAACUCAUUGUGAUAGUAACAAAAUCCUAGCUGUUUCUCAAAAAUGUGAGAACUGAAGGAAAGCACAAAAUUGACACUGUAAAUAAUAAUUAGAUCAAAUAUUUGUUAAAGUCUAUUGUACAAAGUGAAUUUUGUGUUACCUCUUGAUGCUAUUUGAACUGCUGACUGAAAUAAAUUUUUAAAUAUUAAAUUCUAA